AUGCCCGACACGUGGUGCGUAGAUUCGCACCACGUCAGUGUCAAAGUAGGGGAUUGUGCUGUCCACCUCCUGGUCAAGAACUCCGGAAAGAAGAACCAGGAGGUAUGGGGUGCUGUGCUUGUAGAUGGAGGCACUUCCAGCCUGAAUCCUAACCUCGUGUCCUCCAAGAAUGCGAUUGAGAGCAUCACGGCCAAGCUAAGCAAGCUUUACAGGCUCAAACAGCUGAACUAUGAGACCAUUGUUGUAAGCCAUUGGGAUGAGGACCACUACGGUGGUCUGGUCGAUCUGAUAUACAAGGAUGCCUUGAAAGCCGAGAACGACAAGAAAAAGCUGUACGAAGUAAUGGACUAUCUGAUGUGGAAGGACGAGGGCGGAGAAAAAGUUCCUGGCACAUACUUUUACUGCCCCAAUGAGAAGGAAAGUCAUAGCAGCACUGGUAAAACCAAGACCUUGAACGGUCUUCCAGCCCGCUUUCGGCGCAACGGCAUAUAUAUCGAAGUCUGUACCGACGCGGACCCGGACCGUAGCACAGGGGACUGGUACCCCUUUGCCAUACUCAAGUCGGCAGAGGAUAACCUAUACGAUGUUCUGGGCGUCAACUUUUUCGAGAACAAGGGGCUUAAACCCCCAGUGGGACCGCUCACUCCGGUACAACUUGUGAACAGCAACCCACCGGGGGAGGCUGGCUGGCCAGGCAUGUACUGUAUAGGUGUCAAGAACCAGACAUUCAAACAACCAAAGUCGAGCGGAAUACCGGAGAUCGUCCCGGAGGGUGUGACAAAAACCAACCAAUUUUCCAUUGCCCAGGUCAUCCUUUGGCCGGAUGGAACCAACCCGCCGAAAUGUUCGCACUACUCUGCUGGUGACGCAGACGAGAAGCGUGAGAGGCUUUACAUGGCGUGGUUAUACAGUCAAGGCGUGAAGAGAAUUACGAACAUGAAGUUGAGCCAUCACGGCUCUCGCUCAUCAUCGCCGCAGGAGACUCCAAUGUUCCAGCCAGUAAACAUUGUAAUAUCCAAUCCUACAGGCUCUUAUUUCCAUCCAGGUUGGGAGACUAUCUUCUUUCUUGCGAUUUAUGCAAGAUAUGCACUGGAAAACCUGGACUUGCCGGCUCCACGAAUGUUUGCCACAAAAUAUCCCUUCUACUUUGCUGUCGAUAAGGACAAAGAAUUUGUCAAUAUCGGUGACUCGGACUCAACGAAGCCCACGCUCAGUACUAAAGCAUUCGACGACAGUAAGCACGGCAAGAUUCUCCAGGAAUUCAUCAAGGAGGCGUAUGGAAAGUUCUUAUCAUGGGGCGGCUCCACCGAAAUGGCUGUGUACAAUUCAGCAACAUCGCCCGACGCCAAGCGCAAGCAGCUGAUGAUGCUGUUACUUGCGCGGUGGGACAACUACUGCUGGCCAAAAGCAGACCUCUACGAUAAUGCCGACGGAGCCACGCCAAAACCAAAGGUCACGAAGACAACGUCUAAAGCGGCACCAGAGAGCGUAAUGGUGCGUUCGUCCCAGAACGAUGCCUUGGAUGGAAAAAUAGGCUACACUCGUUUCAGCCUAGACGAGCUGUUCAUGUAUGAUCGGCCAAAGACAAUCACGGCGCCGAAAAGUACGGACCUUAUAGGCAAGCGUAGUCCCCCAUAUGAUCUCAAUGGCGACAAGACUGGGAAGAAGUUGAAGGUAAAUUGGCUCGAUGUUCCCAAGAAGAGCCUUUUCAAUAAAAACUUCCGCGGCGCACAGCUCAAGGAUCCCACAGAUGAAGAAACUGAUACAGAUCUAACCACCCAGCCCAUAUCGGAAGAGGGGGCGUUCUUCUCCCAGGCUGGCACGAACAUCAAUGAGAUGGAUCAUGAGGACUGGGAAGUAGAUGAUGGCGACGCCAAGAGUAAAGCCACCGACUUGACACUGCCCAAGACCCUGUCCCAUCACAAGCUGGGUUCACGCCAGGAGGAAGAAGGCAAUCUACCGGCGGCACCCCAAGGGGGUCUUGUCGAUCUCGAUAUUGAUGGCUGGUACAUCUACGCCAGCCAGGCUACGAGCGAUAUCCAGGACACCGAUAUUCAGAGAGCGACGAUUCAGUAUCUGCGAGUCAACCAGGUGAGCCCGUGGGACGGUUUCAUGGCUACAUUGCACUGCGCGGCGAUCGGACUAGCCAGUAACCCGCUCGAGGAUGCUACAAGUUCGUCCAUUGAGCUUUUGGGCAAAGACGAGCUGCGAGGUUGGUUCCAGGACGCUCUCGGCGCCGCUAAUGCGCUCGUAUUGAAGAGCACAGAUACUGCUGCUGCUGGGAUAGGGGGUUUUGCUCUCACAGUUCCGAUUGCGACGCUCACUCCUCCCUCCCCUACCAAGAAUGACGAGCCAACGCCGCUCCUAUUCACCACCGAUUCGAUGGCAUUGGCCAACUCGUUCCCGGACAGCCAGCCACCAGCCAUGGGACUGCGGGAUGGGGCGACUUCUAUCAUACUCGGUCUCGAUGUCAGUGCAGCACGAAACGACACCAUGACCUUGACAUUGGAAACCUUGGCCAGCUUUGUAGGACUUGAAGACAUCUUGACGCAGAAUCCCCUGCUAUCUGUCUUGUCAGGACUGCGUUUUGUCUUGCCCGGCCCUGGCCAUCCAGGCACAGGUAAUCGCAACGCCAUCUGGUUUGUUCCUCAGAUGGCUUACGCUACCACGCUGCGGCUCCAGCUCGAUCUAUCCAAGGAUGACCGCGAGACCCUGGAGUCUUAUCUGGGGGUGCUUCAGUGUACCGUCACAAGUGCUUACCUCAUCGCGCGACGCAAGAGCACCUGGAUCUCGGGCAUUAAGGAUAUCUGUGUCCAGACAGAGGGCGAACUGGUGCUUGUGGUCGACGUGGUUCUUGCCGGUCUCAAAUUCAAUGCGAUCAUGGAGCUCUGCUCAGAGGGGGUUGUGGUGCAGCUCAUACUCAAUAGCAAGACCGGCAAAGUCAUCGACACGAUGCUACAGUGGCUCAAGACCACCAUCAUCAAAGAAGAGCACCAGACCAACGGGAACGAUCCGUUCCCCUUCAAACAGUGGCUGAGUGAAAACGCUGGAUCUCUCUCGUUUCCGAGCUUUGACUUUCGGCGGUUGACUCUUUCGUUCGUCCCAUCCUCUAUAGAUGGGUCCUCGCUGUCAUUCGCCAGCUUUGCGCUAGACAUGGAACUUGAGUUCCAGGCCAAGGACCAAGUCGUCAUCUCCCUGAUCACUUUCAACUACUCGGUUGCGGGAGGCUCAGGCAGCUCUCUAGAAGCUGAUCUUUGGCUAGCCCCCUCAUACAAUGUGAAUGGUCCUGCUUUGCGACUCCUACCAGACUUUGAAAACUACGCAUGGUUUGAGCCACUGGGUCGUGAUGCUGGCCAUACCUGGCCCUCGAAUCUGGACCUGGGAAAGUUAGUGGGCUUCACCUCGGAUGACUCGCCUCCGAGUAUAUUUCCCACAACCGUAACAAUGGCCAAGCUAUAUGUGAAUGCCGAGGCGAUCGGCGUCGCUGGCAGGCUACGCAUUGCUUCAGAUAUGCAUUCGAAGCCACCAAUCUUCAGUAUCGAUCAGAUUGACAUGGCUGCUUCCUAUAAGUUCGGCUCCGGGACUUCGUCUGGCGAUGUGGAAAUAGCCCUCGGUUUGAGUGCGCUGAUCCAAGCCCCUCCUACCACGGACCUCGAGCCAGCAGAGUUGAGGGGGGCCUUUCACUAUGAUGGAUCUAAAAAGUCUUGGUAUCUGGUAGGUACCAUUGACAAUCUCUACAUAUCCCACCUCUACCAGUUUUUCCACAAGGAUGUGCAGCUCAGCGCUGCAUCUCUCCUUGGGAGUAUUGGGGUCAAGCAGUUCAAGGUACAGUACCUCUACCAGAGCGGACAAGCCACCCACUUUGAACUGGAGGGAAUCUUGGCCAUUGGGAAUCUUGACUUUGUUCUCGACUACCGCAAUGGCGGCGACCCUUGGGACUGGGAUUUCCACGCCGAUGUCCACUUUAACGAGAAGACAAAGGGAUCCACGUUUGGGGCGAUGCUGACAGACAUAGUUGGGGAUAUAGACCUCCCGGGCUUCUUGGACGAUAUCAAGAUCUCCGUGGACUCAUCUGAAGACCGGGUUGGAAUUCGGUUGGUGCCGAACAAGGAGAAAAAGUGCAUCGUUUUCACCUUGUGGGUUCAACUCGGCGGCUUGCGGGUCCAAUACAUCCAGUACGCGUAUUCGACGUCGGGUACGUCGCAGACUACACCGCCGACAAUCAAGCGGGUAUUCCUUACGUCAAUCAAGCCGUUUGACAGUGUCGAUGUGCCACUCUUGGGAAAACUGUCCCAGCCUUGUGAUGAGGCCAUUGCUAUGUGGGUGCAGCCGCAGGCUGGCUCCGAUGGCCUGACCAAGGGAGAGGUGAAAUUGGUCAACGAUAUAAUCAAAAAGCCCCCCUUGUCCCAGGAGCCACUGCCGUACAAGACCAUCAAGAGGGCUACAGCCGACACAGACACCGUGCUUAGGAAUGGGGUCCACCUCAUGAUUACCCUGAAGGACAAUCAGGGAAACGUCAAUGUCGUUGUGGACUACGUGCUAGGUGGCGGGUAUAGCAAAGAUCCGGACGCUUCGAGCGCCUCGGAAGAUGACUCUGACCCUGAAGGCCAGGACUCCGGCAUGGUAAAGUACAGUAAAUCGUACGGCGGCCUAUCGGUGCGCAACCUGGGACUGAAAUAUGCCAAAGACACGCUGACCGUCAAGGUCGACGCUUCGGUCAAAUUCGGUCCCAUGGAGUUUGCUGUGUCCGGUUUUGCUAUCGACCUCGCCUUCAAUCCCGGAAAGGGCUUCAGCUUUUUCAACCUCCCGGAACCGUCAGUUAGACUGGAUGGACUUGCGGCAGUAUACGACAAGUCUCCUAUUGCGGUUGGGGGUAUGCUGGAGCGCAUCGAUGACACCAUGUAUCAAGGUGCUCUGCUGGCCAGCUACAAGCCGUGGCAGUUCUCAGCCGCUGGAUGCUACGGCGAGAUCAAGGGUUUGGAGCAAUACAAGACAUUUUUCGUCUAUGCCCGCCUAUUGGGGCCGCUCAUCACUUUCGAGUUUGCAACCAUCUCGGGCGUGACCGCUGGCUUCGGGUAUAACUCUAGCAUGCGCUUGCCCACGGUCAACACCAUCACUGACUACCCGCUCAUCUCGAACCCGGCGCCGUCGACCCCGGACCCCCAGGGAAUCAUGCGGAAGCUAACGGAGAACAAGCAAUGGUUCUCACCGCAACAGGGAUCUUUCUGGAUCGCGGCCGGGCUCGACGUGGUGGCCUUUGAGAUGCUUGACGUAUCUGCUGUGCUCGCCAUCCAGUGGGAUCCCAACAUCAAGAUUGGUAUAUUUGCUAUCGCCACUGCCGACAUUCCCGCCAAGGUAGCAGGCAAGUUCGCUUUUGCACACGUGCAGCUCGGCAUGACGGCAAUUAUCGACGUUGCGGCGGGUACCAUGAAGAUCGACGGGCAGCUGACGCCGUCGUCGUAUAUUCUACACCCCGACUGCCACCUGACGGGCGGCUUCGCGCUGUAUACGUGGUUUGGCGACAGUGUGCCAGAGCUCAAAGGCGACUGGGUCUUCACACUCGGUGGAUAUCACCGACAGUACAAGCCCCCGGUGCAGUAUCCCGAUCCGCCGCGCCUCGGCAUUAGCUGGCAGUUCAGCAGCGCCAUCAGCAUCCGCGGCGAGGCUUACUUCGCCAUCACGCCCAAGGUGUGCAUGGGCGGCGGACGGUGGGAUGUGUCUCUCCAGUUGGGCCCGCUGGAGGCGUAUUACUACGCCUUCAUCGACUUCCUCAUCAACUUCGCCCCCUUCAACUUCGUUGCAGACGGGGGCAUCGCUGUUGGCGUCCGCUUCACGAUGGACCUGUGGAUAGUCACCAUCCACAUCAGCGUGGACAUUGGUGCCACCAUUCACAUCGAGGGACCGCCGAUCCAUGGCACGGUGCACGUGGACUUCUGGGUGUUUGGAUUCGACAUCGAUUUUGGCGGUCGUGGCGACAGAGCUGAGAAGCUCUGCCUUGAUGACUUCAUCAUCCUGGCCUGUCAGGCCUCAGACGGUCCCGGGCCAAGCGGCCUAUUCCACGCGAUCACACCCGAGACACCCGUUGGCCACGCGGCGCAUCGGAGGGUCGCCGGAAAGGUGGAAGAGCCAGAGGAGGAUUUGAGGAAUCCUCACGUCCUCGUCGUGCAGUCAGGCUUAGUCCCGGACCAGCAGAUACAGUCACAGCCAAGCGGAGGGCUUUGGACAGUUCGAGCAGCCACUUUCUCGUUCGCCGUAUCUUGCAAGAUUGCAAUUUCGAAAGCCACUAUAGUAACGGGCCGACCUGCCGCGACAGGAGCAACAGGAGGAGACGACGCGGAAGCGGAAGAUGAGCCGUCCUCUGAAGUCUUGGGCACAGGCAACCCGAUCAACGCCCGCCCAAUGUGCAACGCCAACACGUUGACUACCGAGCUCCACGUUCGCAUUACGCCGGUUGCUCCGGCCAGGAAGCAGUUGAUGCUAGGGGUUGAAGGUGACAACGACGGGGAAACCGUGUGGAACAAGAAUAAGCCUAUUGUGAAGAGUCUUCCUGCAGGAUUGUGGGGUCCAUAUGACUGCAAGAAGGACCCCAGUUAUAAUACCAAUAACAAGGACUAUCUCAACGGCGACACUGAGGCGACAGUCUCGCUGAUGUGCGGCGUCAUCAUCAGCGUGCCCGAUGCUGCCGUGUCCGACAAGGACAAGACAUUUCCGUUCAAGUACCAAACGUUCAUGGUGCAGGAGCUGGACGAGAAGCUAUACAAAUUUCCGAAGCUGGAGGCGAACGAGAAGGCCUUCCUGCCUGCAGAUCCCGGUGACAAGAAGAAACAGUGGGACCAAGUGCGCCAGGCGUGGGAGAACCCCAAGAUGGGCUCCGAUGCACCGUCACAGGGCGUGGCAAUCUGGGAAAGCCUAGGCCUGAGUGAUCUUGGCUGGGACCCAGCUAAGGUGAACAAAAAGGCUGAUGAGGAGCUGACGGGCCAGAUGCCGAAAAGUCUCGUAGACGACCUCGAGGGGUACUAUCUGUGGGCUCCAUUCAGAGGAACAGUCAAUGCCACACGACGUUACCAGGGAUAA
Messenger RNA from Neoarthrinium moseri, 7074 nucleotides. RefSeq lists its product as uncharacterized. Bases 1 to 7074 code for a protein of 2357 amino acids. The transcript has 5 exons. The record is from RefSeq and is a predicted model, not a curated record. Lineage: Eukaryota; Fungi; Ascomycota; Sordariomycetes; Amphisphaeriales; Apiosporaceae.